CUGGACCGGGACAGGAAUUCAAAGUUUGGGUCGUAUUUCUUUGAGCGAAUCUCCAUGCCGGAUCUAGGGUAGAAUCCUUUCUGCUACUCUGGAGAUUGCGGAGGGUUAACUUUCCAUGACGGGGACAAAUCUCCACCUUGCCUUUGUUCUCUCGAUCCCCUUGGGUGAGGUUAUAAACCCGUCAGUCCUCGACCCCAAACUCCUAGUUCGCCCUCAAACCAUCCCUUGGCAUACCGCCCCUUAUCAAAACCACUACCCUCGACCCCGCUUUCUCCUCCAUCCCCUUCGGAGCCUGCCAUGACUCCCGUCGAGCUCAUGGCGCAACCCAACGGUCAUGCCGAGGCAAUCAACAAGCCCCCACGGCCAGGUGGUACUUACACGGUCCGGGAACAACCCCUCGGCUCGACACGGCACAUCCGCAUCGUGGCCAUCGGGGCCGGCGCCAGCGGGCUGAAUCUCAUCAGGACCCUCCGGCUCAACCUGACCGACUACGAGAUCACCGUCUACGAGAAGAACGCCGACGUGGGCGGCACCUGGCUCGAGAACCGAUAUCCGGGCUGCCGAUGUGACGUACCCAGCCAUAGCUAUCAGUUCUCAUGGCGGCAGAAGAAGGACUGGACAAACUUCUUCUCGGCGGCCGAGGAGAUUGGCGAGUACCUCUGCCAGGUGUGUGACGAGGAAGGUAUGAGGGGUUCCAUCAAAACUCUGCACCAGGUCGUCUUGGCCCGGUGGAACGAGGAGCAUGGCCGGUGGGAGCUGAUUGUUCGGAACCUGGAGUCGGGAGAGGAGUUUAACGACCACGCCGAUUUCCUUGUGAACGGGAGCGGUAUCCUAAACGACUGGAAGUGGCCUGACGUCGAGGGCCUCGACGCCUAUCAGGGACGUCUCAUCCACACUGCGCGGUGGCCAAAGGACUUUGACCACACAGGCAAGACCAUUGCCGUCAUCGGCAACGGCUCGAGCGGCAUCCAAGUGCUGCCGGAGCUCCAACCAGCGGCCGAGAAACUCUACCACAUCGUCCGGACUCCCACCUGGGUGCUUCCACCGAGGAUACAGGCGUGGAAGCUCAUGGGUCAGGCAGGCGAGGUCCUCAGCAAGAUCCAGCUGGACGCGCAAGAGAACUUUUCCCAGGAGACGAUCGAAAAGUUCCAGUCCGACCCCGACUUCUACCGCGAGUUCGUCAAGAAGCUCGAGGUGGAAGUGAACAAUGCCUUCCCGGUCGUGCUAACAAAUGGCCCUGUGCAAGCCUUUGCGCGGGCGAAGGUAACCGAAUACAUGACGGCCAUGCUGGGGGGAAACGAGGAGCUUUGCCGAGCGCUCAUCCCCGACUUCCCGCUCGGGACCAGGAGAAUGACGCCCGGCCACGGGUACCUCCAGGCCCUGACCAAGCCCAACGUGGUCAUCAAGAGAUCCGGCAUCAGGCGGUUCGUGCCCGAGGGUAUCGAGCUCGAGACGGGAGAGGUGCUCCGGGUAGACGCCAUCGUCUGCGCCACGGGGUUCAACACGUCCUUCAUCCCGCGCUUCCCCAUCAUCGGCCGCGACGGGAACCUCCAAGAGAGGUGGAAGAAGGAGACGCCCAAGGCGUACAUGUCGUGCGCCGUGGACGGCCUGCCCAACUACUUCAUGUUUCUCGGGCCCAACGCCCCGAUCGGGCACGGCAGCGUCUUCACCCUCAGCGAGCACAUCGCCAAGUACAUCACGGGGGCGAUCCGGAAGUGCCAGACCGAGGGCAUCCGGUCGCUGGCGCCGUCGCGCGGCGCCGUCGACGACUACUUCGAGCACGUCACGGCCUUCAUGCCGCGCACGGCGUGGGCGGCACCCAUCUCGUCGUCGGACGGCAGCGGAGGAGGCAGCGGAGGCAGCCGGUCGUGGUUCCGGAGCGACGACGGCCGCGUCACGGCGCUGCACCCCGGCAGCCGGAUCCACUUCUUCCACAUGCUCGAGCGGUUCCGCGGCGAGGACUGGGAGUACGACUAUCUCCCCUCCGGCGGCGAGUGCGAGAGCGAGGGCGAGGGUGAAGAAAGGAGGAGGAAGGGAUGGAACCGGUUCGCGUACCUGGGGAAUGGCUUCUCGACCAAGGAGUUGGAUCCCGCGAGCGACUCGACCUGGUAUCUUGACGAGGACGCGAUUGUGCGGCGAGGCUGGAACAAACCCAGGAAGGUGGUGUAAAGCGUCGAAAUAGUCGGAUGGGGAGGGGAAGGGCGGCGGUAAAGGGGUCUGUCUGGCAGCUUUUUUGGCAAGUGGUUCGCAAGCACCCCGACAGGUGCUGUUGCACAAGCCGGUAGCAGGCAGCAACAGUGUCGGGUCGAAUUUGGGCGGGUUAUUGCCCGAGGAGAGUGGUGCCCUCAAGGUGCAUCAGGCAGGUUUAUGACUUGAUGCAAGGGUACAUGAGCGUCUCAUGGGUGAUGAUGGUACAAUACAAUAGAAAGAAUCUCUGGUGAAUGCACUGGGUCUAAGGGCGAAGAAGUAACAAUUUCAAUGUUAUUUAUCUCUCCGUGCAGG
Messenger RNA from Thermothelomyces thermophilus ATCC 42464, 2502 nucleotides. RefSeq lists its product as uncharacterized. The record is from RefSeq and is a predicted model, not a curated record. Lineage: Eukaryota; Fungi; Ascomycota; Sordariomycetes; Sordariales; Chaetomiaceae. Bases 298 to 2169 code for a protein of 623 amino acids. The transcript is spliced from 5 exons.